This is a messenger RNA of Conger conger (European conger), 864 nucleotides long. Its product is annotated as C-signal-like. The coding region runs from base 59 to 838 and encodes 259 amino acids. NCBI's taxonomy places the organism in Eukaryota, Metazoa, Chordata, Actinopteri, Anguilliformes, Congridae. The transcript is spliced from 6 exons. The record is from RefSeq and is a predicted model, not a curated record.
ACCGUCACCAAGUGGUAGGUUGUUCGCUCAUAGGGGACAGGCAAGUAGCAAAAUAACCAUGAACCCAGGGAUAUACAACAGCGUACUGGUCACUGGGUCCAACCGGGGAAUUGGACUUGAGCUAGUACGGCAGCUGGCCGAAUUGGCGACCUCUCCAUCUCAGAUCUUUGCUGGUUGCCGCGAUCCUGGAGGACCCAGGUCAAAGGCCUUGCAAGACCUUGCACAGAAACACUCAAAUCUGAUCACCGUCAUCACCUUGGACACCACGGACCCGGUCAGUAUUAAAGAGGCCUCCCAGGUUGUGGGGAGAAAACUCGGUGAUGGCAGCCUGAGCCUGCUGAUCAACAAUGCUGGACUGAACAUCCCGGGAAAUCUACAGGAGACAGGCAUGAAGGAAAUGGUAGAUGUGUACACCACCAAUGUGGUGGGACCCAUGCUCGUUGCCAAAGAGUUCCUGCCAUACAUGCAGAGAGCUUCUGCCUUGCUUGGAUCUCGGACAGGAAAGGCUGGUAGCAAGCCCGCCAUAAUUAAUGUCUCCACCCUAUUCUCCUCCAUAGAGAAGUGCCAUGAGACAUUCAGCGAGGCUCCCAUGUACCCAUACCGCACCAGCAAGGCUGCUCUAAACAUGCUCACACGGUGCAUGGCAGAGGAAUUAAAGAAGGAUGGGAUCUUGGUCACAGCUCUCCACCCUGGCUGGGUUAAAACGGACAUGGGUGGCCCACAGGCACCAUUGACGGUUGUGGACAGCGCUAGUGGAAUGCUGCGAGUGAUUUCAUCUCUCACAAGCGAGCACAGCGGAACUCUGCUGGACUGGGAGGGGAAAGGGAUCCCCUGGUGAUAUUCCCACUGAAUGGCAGAUCUUGA